AACAAAAAUUCAGGAAGACAAAGGGGAAUAACACGGUGAAAACUCGAGAAAUUCUUACAAUGGAACACUAAAAACAAGAAUUUUGAUUUUAGAGUAUAUCAUGAAGUGAYAUUUCAAAAAUAUUGUUCUUUCUGGAAGCGCUGUAAAGAGUCUAACACGUCGUACAACGAAAACUCCCGAAAACUGACGAGGAGCUGAACUUCAGACACUCCAUGAGAUGAGACGGUCUGCAGCUCCCUCUUACCGUGCUGCAAAAAGAGGAAAGUUUGUAUCUCCAAUAAUUGGCUCGCAAGGAAACUCUCAGUAUCAGAAUGUUGAUAUCAAAGAGAACACUGACAUCAAAGAUUAUCCUGAGCAAGCUCRAUGUAAYACURCAAAAACAACAAUGCCAAUCAAUCAUGCAAAGAAUUUAAGUAACAAUGAUGCUAAUGGAGAAUUGUGUGAAGGACAAGAUGAGCAUCUUCAUCAAAAUACAACAAACCAUCMACAGCAAAAGAAGCCCAUGUUGUCUUUUCGUAGCCCAUCACUGGUCAAUAAAACAGUUGAACAGCUAGUAACUGAAAGUAAAGAUAAAGAAGAAGACACAUCCUGCUAUUUUAGUGUUGUCUGGUGUAAGUUGUCCAAGAAGAAGCAUAAAAAAUGGGAAGGAGAUGGCAUCUUAGUGACAAAGGGAAGAAUAGCAUUCCUAAAAGACUUGGAGGGAAAAGAGAUUGCUAAAGGKAGUGGAUAUAAAACAUCUGACCUACAGUCUCUUCAAGAAGGUCAAACAUUGAUAGUUGGUGGAAAGGAAUUAGAGAUCAUGGGUUCAGUGUCAAGUGAAGAUUACAUGAGUGGGAAAUGUUUUCAUGGCUCGUCAACCUGUUCAUCCAACAUUCAACAAGAUAAUGAUUGUAGGCCUAGCACACAUACUAAAGUACAAAUAUGUUNACAAGCAAGUUUGACUACAGCAUCAAGUACUCAGCAUAAAUUAAAUGAGAAAAAGAAAAAUGUACCACUGAUGCCUCGGCACAGUGCAGAAGCACCUGGUGCUCUGGUUAUGCCACGCCCUAAUUCAACCCAUCAGUGGGAAAACAACCAAUCAUCACUUCAAGUUGUGGAUGUUGUUGUUGACCCUCAUAUUUCCCAACACCUGAGGCCCCAUCAGAGAGAGGGUGUGAUAUUCCUUUACAAGUGUGUCCUUGGCUUAUGUAACUUCAAUGGCAAUGGUGCUAUACUUGGAGAUGAGAUGGGACUAGGCAAGACUCUACAGUGUAUAACAUUAGUCUGGACAUUACACAAACAAAACCCAUAUGGAAGCCAGCCUUUGUGUCGUAGAACACUCAUCAUCACACCAGGAAGUCUGGUUAAGAACUGGUGUUCUGAGUUUCGUAAAUGGCUUGGGAAUGAAAGGAUGAAGGUUUAUCCUGUCACUGCAGAAAAACGGGUUAAGGAGUUUAUUGUGAGUCCAAUUUACCCAGUCAUGGUCAUAAGCUAUGAGAUGUUUAUCCGAUCUAUAGAGGACAUCAGUGAUAUCAAGUUUGACUUAGUAAUCUGUGAUGAAGCACAUCGAUUAAAAAACUCUUACAUCAAGACGACUACGCUUAUAUCAGGACUCAAGACGAGGCGUAGAAUACUAUUAACAGGCACACCCAUACAGGUUUGA
Exaiptasia diaphana is the source of this 1642-nucleotide messenger RNA. RefSeq names its product DNA repair and recombination protein RAD54B. Bases 218 to 1642 code for a protein of 474 amino acids. NCBI's taxonomy places the organism in Eukaryota, Metazoa, Cnidaria, Anthozoa, Actiniaria, Aiptasiidae. The record is from RefSeq and is a predicted model, not a curated record. The transcript has 15 exons. Gene Ontology annotation, biological process: double-strand break repair via homologous recombination; reciprocal meiotic recombination. Gene Ontology annotation, cellular component: nucleus. Gene Ontology annotation, molecular function: DNA translocase activity; ATP-dependent chromatin remodeler activity; ATP binding.